AAAGUGAUAAGCACUGCCUCAGAAGCCGAAAUGUCCUGAUGAGCGCAAGCCUCUCCGACACGCUAGAGAGGAAGUAGUGGUUCUUUCUGUAUCUCCACUAGGGGCUCAAAGAGAUUACCAGUUGUGAUGUUUGUAGCCUACUUCUGCGCCCAACGCUGUACCGCACUUUUACAUUAGUCCGACUAGUUGAAUUAAUUUUUUAUCGUCAUUGUCAUGGAGUACUGGAGGCAAUGCGCCCUGUGGCUAAUCAGCUGCAAAGUGCUCCCGACUAACCACCGGGUGACAGGGGAGGCUGCCCAGGUGUUCGACCUGGCCCAGACACUGCGGGAUGGGGUUCUUCUGUGCCAGCUUCUAAACAACCUGAAACCUCACACUAUCAACUUGAAGGAAAUCAAUCUCAGGCCACAGAUGUCACAGUUCCUGUGCUUGAAGAACAUCCGAACCUUCCUGAACUCAUGCUGUGAGGUGUUUGGGAUGAAGAAGAGUGACCUUUUCGAAGCCUUUGAUCUCUUUGAUGUCCGGGACUUUGGGAAGGUCAUGGACACUCUCUCCAAGCUCUCUUACUCAACCAUUGCACAACAGGGAGGAUUCAAGCCGUUCCCAGCAGAGGAAAGCUUCAAAGACGAGGACAUAUACAACCAUCUGGAGGACCUGAUUGAUGAGAGUGUCCCUGAGGAUGAGGACUUGUAUGCAGCCGUGUAUAGACUGGAUGACGAUGAUGAAGGAGGAGAGAUCUACGAGGAUCUGAUGAGGACAGAGCUGUUUCCUCCGCCGAGGCAAGCUGAGGUUGAUGUCCGAAGCUGCUGCCUGGCUGAGAUCAAACAGACAGAAGAGAAAUACACAGAGACACUGGAGUCCAUAGAGAAGUACUUCCUGAAUCCCCUCAAGACGUUUUUAUCAGCUGCUGAAAUGGAUCAGGUUUUUGUCAACAUUUCGGACCUGGUAAAAGUUCAUAAGAGCCUAAUGGUGGAAUUACAGGAAUCCAUCCUCGAUAAGAAUGCCUUAAACCUUUACCAGAUUUUCAUCACCUACAAGGACAGGUUGCUCAUCUAUGGAAUAUAUUGUAGCCGAGUAGAGAUAGCCAUUGCUCUGUUGGAUACUAUCUGUAAGGAGAAAGAGGAUGUUCGACUGAAACUUGAGGAAUGCUCUAAAAGGGCCAACAAUGGGAAGUUCACACUGAGGGAUCUCUUGGUUGUCCCAAUGCAGAGAGUCCUCAAGUACCACCUUCUCCUGCAGGAGCUAGUCAAACACACUCAUGAUACGACAGACAAGAACAACUUGAAGGUGGCCCUCGACGCCAUGAAAGACCUGGCUCAGUAUGUCAAUGAGGUGAAAAGAGACAAUGAGACACUCAGGGAGAUUGACCAGUACCAGAAGUCCAUCGAAAACCUGAACCAGCCUUUGGUGAGCUUCGGUCGGCCAAAAGGAGAUGGUGAGGUGCGCAUGGUGCCCCACUUCGACAAGCGGAAACAAGACAGGCACAUCUUCUUGUUUGACGUGGCAGUCAUAGUCUGCAAGAGGAGAGGUGACCUCUACGAGAUGAAGGAUGUGAUCGACCUCAACUACUUCAAGAUCACCAACAACCCCACCACAGACCGAGAUAGCAAGAAGUGGUGCUAUGGGUUCUACCUGACCCACCAGCAGGGGCAGAGCGGCUUUGAGCUCUUUUUCAAGACCAAGGAUCUCAAGAAGAAAUGGUUGGACCAGUUUGAAAUGGCAAUGUCAAACAUUCGACCGGAGGAUGCCAACAACAACUCACACCAGUUCCGGAUGCAUACCUUUGAGAAGAUCACUUCAUGUAGCUCCUGUCAUCUGCUGCUGAGGGGUAUCUUUAACCAGGGGUAUCUCUGUCCCAAGUGUGGACUUGGUGCUCACAAGGAGUGCCUGGGUAGACUUGGAGUAUGUGGAAGAUCAGAUUGUUCCACCUUCAGGCUGCAGAGAGGUACCAUAAUGACUCGGCAACAAGCAGACCCAGGUUUACCCAGGAUGUUGGUGAUCAGAGACUACAGGGGCAUCCCCCCGCCCCCGAACAAACCCCCGUUGAGUGUCCAUGCGGGAGACAUCAUAGAGCUGAUCUGUGCCGACCUCCACAGCUCCUGGUGGCAGGGCAAAAUUCUUUCAACGAAAGAGAUUGGCUUCUUUCCCAGUGAUGUCGUCAGGCCUUGCCCAUGUGUUCCAAAACCAGUUGAUUACUCAGCUCAGCACUGGUUUGCAGGGCCAAUGGAGAGACACCAGGCCGAGGUGGAACUUAUUGAGAGAGGAAACAGCACCUACCUGGUCAGACACAGAAGCAGAGAGUUCACAGAGUAUGCCAUCAGUAUCAAGUUCAAUAAUGAAGUGAAGCAUAUUAAGAUUCUGACCAAGGAUGGGUGCUUUUACAUAGCAGAGAAUAGGCUGUUCAAGACUGUACUAGACUUGGUGGAUCACUACCAGCUGCACUCUUUGAGGGAGGGCUUUAGAAGUCUGGAUACCACCUUGCAGGUGCCCUACAGGGAGCCAGGCAACGGCAACCUGCCUACAGGCCUGGUCAACUCUACCACUGACUGAGCUGCAGUGAGUGUGGAGGCAUGAAUAAAUGCAUUGCUCUGCUCCAGUUGAGCCAGCACAACCACCACCAGGCAGCCAUCAAAGAUGCAAACGCCGUAUCUCCUAACUGAGGCAGUAGCAGCAGUAAUAGCACCAGCAGCAGUAUGAGCAGCAUGGCUCACCCAGUGGGCUUAGCAGAGCCAUCCCUGCUCAGGGCCUGGCAUGCCCCAGGCAAGCCCAGGCAAGCUGCUGCAAACGGGGCUUGCACUCCCAGGCCACACUGCUCUGCUCGGGGAUGGAUUCGCAAUUUUCCUGACAGGACAUGACAUUUCACUCAGAAUGACUGCAGUGAAGAGGGUGUGACAGCUGCUGACGGGAAACAGCUCAGGGACACAUCCAAUUCGAGUUCUCACAAGCCGGAAAAGUUCCUAAAUGUUGUGAAGUGAAGAAGUGGAAGAUAUGCAAGAUAAAUAGACUGGAGCACUUUCAGUGAGACAAAAUGUAAACUACAAUAACAAGGAAGUUUAGUGGACAAAAAACCUUUACAAAGUAAAAGUUAGUGUCUCCUGAAGUAAUUUUGCCACAUCGCUUGUCUUUCCUCCCCUCCUGCUCUGUUGGGCUCUCAGUGUGCUGUGCUUCAAAGCCCCUUUGUGAGGAAUGUUUGUGCUAGCCUGUCAUUCACUCUGGUUCCUUCACACCAGAGCCUUGACAGACUCACCGCUCCCUUGGUGCAUUCUGGGACAUAUUCCCUGACUGAAGUCCUCCUCCACCCUCAUCAGCUCAGAUCCGGUCUAGUGUGGGUAUCGAGGCUGCAGCACGGCGGCGUUCCCCGCUGGCACUACGCCCGUCGAAAAGCAGAGAUGUGUGGGCUAUAAUUGAUGAAAGUCUCAGAGCCAAAAUGGUCAGCCUCUCAAAAUGAAUGACAGAAGAAGAAACAGCCAACCACUAGCACUGCAGAGGCAUUGCUUUCAGACAACAGACUCACUUUUUUUACAUUCUAGAAAAACAAUAACCCCAAAAUAUUUUGGAGGUACAUAUGAGGUACACAUUGCCAGUUUCCAGAGAUCUUCUCCUACCCCUGUCCCUCACCUACCAUGUCUGACUCAUGAGUUGGAAGGAUAUGAGGGAAUAAAACAUAAAAAGGUGUGAGCGUAUGUGUGUGUGCCAGUGUGUAUGUACGCUGGUCAGGCAAGAGUGGAGACAUAUUGGCCUGUGUUUGGCAAUCCCUGUGGGGGUGGGGGCGAUGCAGGGAACCAUAUUGCAGAGUUGACACGAGCUAGUUUACCCAGCAUGCUGGUCUGCCUACUCAGAUGGCCUUUCAGAUGGGAACAGAAGUUGCCGGCUGUACGAUGGGGAAUUGGAGCCGCCGCCUUGACAGGGAUACGUGCUGUGUAGAGUCCCACCUCAUGCUGUUACUUUGGCAUUAGGGUGUGACUUGCAUCAAAUUACUGUGAAAGUCCCAAAGUCACUUUUUUAUGUUUGUUGUUGUUGUUGUUGUUGAUCAUUUACUAUGUCGGGGUAAACAUGGGCAGAGAAGUAAUACAACAGUGGAUCAGUGAAUUGUUAUAGAAGUCUCAGUGUUGUGCUUGCUAACUAUUCUCCCUCUAGCUUUUACUUUUACCUCUUCUUUGACUUUGCUCUCUCUCUCUCUCUCUCACUCUCUUUCUCUCUCUCUCUCU
Messenger RNA from Hypomesus transpacificus, 4205 nucleotides. Its product is annotated as guanine nucleotide exchange factor VAV3-like. Gene Ontology annotation, cellular component: plasma membrane; cytoplasm. Gene Ontology annotation, molecular function: guanyl-nucleotide exchange factor activity; protein binding. Lineage: Eukaryota; Metazoa; Chordata; Actinopteri; Osmeriformes; Osmeridae. The transcript has 26 exons. The record is from RefSeq and is a predicted model, not a curated record. Gene Ontology annotation, biological process: intracellular signal transduction; cell migration; regulation of GTPase activity. The coding region runs from base 214 to 2547 and encodes 777 amino acids.